ACUAUACUUUGUUUCAACCUCCUUACCAUUUUUUCUAUGAACCUUUUCAUCAUCUUGGAAAUAUUUUAAUAUCCAACCUCAAGUCCAGUGUCCUUACUCUGAACUCCCCCUUUCUUGUUCUGCUCAAAAAACCCAUUAAAUAGUAUUGGCACAUUGUGCAAAUACCAAAACCUACAGAAUCACCUGAGCAUUAAUGUUGGUGGUCAAGAUGGGUCUUCUUCUUCCUCUUUUCACCGUCUUCCUCUUCUUCUCUUUUUCCAGUGCAGAGCUGUCGAGCAAAGCGGGAGUGAACUACGGCCAGCUGGGGAACAACCUGCCGACACCAGCAGAAUCCGUGAAGCUGAUCCAAUCCCUCAAAGCCGAACGCGUCAAAAUCUACGAUGCCAACCCUAAAAUCCUCCACGCCCUCGGAAACACUGACCUCCAGGUCUCCAUCAUGGUCCCUAACGAGAUCAUCUCUAAUAUUUCCUCAAAUCAGUCCCUCGCCGAUUCCUGGGUCAAAUCCAAUGUCAUCCCCUUUUACCCCCAGACCAAAAUCCGGUACCUUCUUGUCGGAAACGAAGUUAUCAGUAGCACCACGAAAGAGACCUGGUACAAUCUCGUUCCCGCUAUGCGGAAGAUUAAGAAAUCUCUUAAAGACUGUGAGUUGCGCAAGAUCAAAGUGGGGACCUCAAUGGCAAUGGAUGUACUACAGUCGUCCUUUCCGCCGUCGAACGGAACAUUCCGGUCCGAUAUUGCGAUUCCGGUGAUAAAACCCAUGUUGCAGUUCUUGAAUCGGACCAAAUCGUUCUAUUUCGUUGAUGUGUACACCUACUUCCCCUGGUCGAUGGAUCCCCUGAACAUCCACCUCGACUAUGCCCUGCUUCAGUCCCGGAAUGUUACCUACACCGACCCUGUUUCGAACUUGACCUACACCAACCUCUUCGAUCAGAUGAUCGACGCCGUCAUUUUCGCCAUGAAGAGGCUCGGGUACCCGGACAUUCGGAUCUGGAUCGCCGAAACCGGCUGGCCCAAUGGCGGCGACAUUGACCAAAUCGGCUGCAACAUUUACAAUGCUGCCACUUACAACAGAAACAUAGUCAAGAAACUCACCGCCAAGCCACCCAUUGGAACUCCGGCCCGACCCGGAUCCAUCCUCCCGUCUUUCAUCUUCGCCCUCUAUAACGAAAACCAGAAACCGGGUCCGGGCACGGAGCGGCAUUUCGGGUUAUUAUAUCCGACCGGGGCAGAAGUAUACGGGAUUGAUUUGAGCGGAGAGACGCCGUUGUCGGAGUACCCGCCGCUGCCGAAGCCGAAGCCGAAGAACGACAAGCCGUACAAAGGGAAGAUUUGGUGCGUGGUGGCCAACGUAGCCAAUAAGACUGCAAUCGCAUCCGCUCUAUCGUACGCAUGCUCGCAGGGGAACAAAACCUGCGAUCCGAUUCAACCCGGGAAGGAAUGCUCCAAACCCGAUUCCUUGAUCCGACACGCAAGUUACGCGUUCAGUUCUUAUUGGGCCCAGUUUAGGGCCGUUGGUGGGACCUGCUAUUUCAACGGCCUGGCUAGGCAGACGGCUAAAGAUCCGAGUUAUGGGCACUGCAAGUUUCCGAGUGUGACCCUUUAAGAAAGCUCCACACUUUUUUUUGGGGUAAAAGAUGACAUUGAUUUGGGCCCUCCUUUUGAAUUGAUUUAUCAUUGAAAAGAAAAUAAUCUGAUUUUUUGAGCCCAAUUUAUAGGAAGCAAUUUUAAUUAGAUUUAUUAUUAUUACUCAGUAUAAUCUUGUAGCUUUGGUAUUUUUUAUUUUAAUUUGUUUUGUGUGACCAUUAUUAAUGCCAUGACUUCUAAUUCACUCGUAAGUUGGGAAUUUGCGAGAAGUUAUCUUUUUAUAUUUUCAUCAAUUGUCUAACUUUUUAGAACUUGUUUGAAUGAUUAUUUCUUCGAAAUUUUGAAUUUUUUUUGUUCGUACUACUGUAUUAAUUUUGUCAGAAGGUGUAUGGUGUAACGGCUAUUGUGUUUUAAAUGAUUUAAUUUGUCUUUAAUUUUGCAAUUUAAGUCGUUGGUGGUGGGUGCCAACGGCUAAAAAGAGAGGUCUGCUUCAGAAUGGCAAUCUUCAAUUUCGAGGAUGCUUGUUGAUUUUGCAACCUUUUGGCAUCGCUUUUUCUUACAAAAAGGCCUUGUAAUAGCAGUGUGGACCAGCUGUUGUGUGUGCCCUUUAUUCCCUUGUUCCUUUUGAAAUACUUUCUUGAAUGAAAGUGACUAUUCUAU
This is a messenger RNA of Rubroshorea leprosula, 2244 nucleotides long. The record is from the annotation of a GenBank genome assembly. NCBI's taxonomy places the organism in Eukaryota, Viridiplantae, Streptophyta, Magnoliopsida, Malvales, Dipterocarpaceae.